Camponotus floridanus (Florida carpenter ant) is the source of this 838-nucleotide messenger RNA. RefSeq names its product endocuticle structural glycoprotein SgAbd-3. Lineage: Eukaryota; Metazoa; Arthropoda; Insecta; Hymenoptera; Formicidae. The record is from RefSeq and is a predicted model, not a curated record. Gene Ontology annotation, cellular component: chitin-based extracellular matrix. The coding region runs from base 45 to 536 and encodes 163 amino acids. Gene Ontology annotation, molecular function: structural constituent of chitin-based larval cuticle. The transcript has 2 exons.
AGUUUCCGAGAGUUGUAGCGAAAAAAAUAGUAUAUUUUUUCGACAUGAAUUCAUUAGUGAGUUUAAAUUUAGCGCGAAUAAAACAUUAUAUAAUCACUUUGUGCGUUUUGAUAGAAGCGACAGUGAUAAUAGCGAAUACAACAAAAAGAUUAUCUAGCACAAUCCCUCCUACUACUACAAAUAAACUUAAGAAGCUUGCUUUCCUUCCUCCUUCUCCUUCUCCUCCAAGAUCAAAAAAGUAUCUUUACAAUUACAACUAUAACACUGAUACCGGCAUACAAGUUCAAGAAGAAGGUAAUCUCAAUAACGAGGGCACUGAUCAGGAAGCCUUAGAAGUGCAAGGUAGUUACAACUUCACGGACAAUGAGGGCAACACCUUCCAAGUCUCAUAUGUAGCCAAUGAGAACGGAUUUCAGCCGGAGGGUGCUCAUUUACCCACAAUACCACCAUUAAUUAGAAAAGCUCUUGAGUAUAUCAAAUAUGAAGAGUUUUCCUUCAUUCCUGAAGAGAUUCCCUUCGAGGAUAAAAAGAAAUAAGGACAUUGGAUAUAACGAAAAUAUGAUUAAAAUUAGCAAAUUACGAACGAGUCUUGAUAAGAUGACAGAUCGAAAUCUAGAGCAGAUUCGAUUAUGGACAACUUGAGGAUUGAUAGAUAUUCGCUUCUUCUACAGAUUCUUCCAUUUUUGCUUCUUGAAAUUGUAUUUGAAUUUUGCAAACCAAGCAAUUAAAUUAGCCCAAAAAAUGCGAAUAUGUUUAGUAAUUUGUGAAUCUAGUGAUUAGGCGAUUUCAUAUUUGUGAAUUAUGGCAAUUGAUUCAAUAAAUUUAAAUAUUAUCAUUA